Scheffersomyces stipitis CBS 6054 is the source of this 555-nucleotide messenger RNA. RefSeq lists its product as uncharacterized. Bases 1 to 555 code for a protein of 184 amino acids. The transcript has a single exon. The record is from RefSeq and is a predicted model, not a curated record. Lineage: Eukaryota; Fungi; Ascomycota; Pichiomycetes; Serinales; Debaryomycetaceae.
AUGGUCGCCUCUACCCUUGACUCCUCAAUUGCCCCUCUGCUUCCUACUGCUCCCAAACCGGUACCAGUAUUUACUUUCAACUUAAAACUUGCCGGUGAGCCUAGCCUGAUAUUUGUCUCAAAAGAGCAAGACAAGGCUUUGUCUUUAGCUACAAUUGCUGAUGGUGAAAUCAGAACUGUUGAAAACGAGUUAGGUUUGGAAUUCGACGUCAGUGGUAUCACAGGAUUUGACGACUUGAAUGCGAGACCUUCAGUCAAUGCUGCAACCUUGGAUUGUAAGUUGUAUGGUAAGACUGGAUCGGGAGCUGGUGUCUACGUCAGAUAUGGAGGUGUGGUUCAGUUUUUGGAACCAUCUCUUCUAGUCAUGUCAAACCAAAAGCCAACUUCGGAGUUCGAUGAAUCGUACGUCACCUGCAACCCAACCUUCACCUUCGAUCUGAAUGUUGAAGAAAAAUAUCAAUGGGUCUUGAGAGAGAAUUUCUUUGGUAAGGGACGUUUUGUUAGAGACUCUGCUGGUGUUCUUCACGUUCAAUACUUUAUAUACGUUUUCCGUUAA